AUGAUCAAAGGAGUUACGUUGGGCUUUCGUUACAAGAUGAGGUCUGUGUAUGCCCAUUUCCCCAUCAAUGUGGUUAUACAGGAAAGUGGCUCGCUUGUGGAGAUACGUAACUUCCUUGGGGAGAAGUAUAUCCGACGAGUGCGCAUGAGGCCAGGUGUCAAUUGUGCAGUAUCUCAAGCCCAGAAAGAUGAAUUGAUACUUGAAGGAAAUGACAUUGAAUUGGUAUCCAAUUCUGCUGCCUUGAUCCAGCAGGCCACAACAGUCAAGAAUAAAGAUAUCAGAAAGUUUUUGGAUGGUAUCUACGUCUCUGAGAAGGGAACAGUACAACAGGCAGAUGAAUAA
Ailuropoda melanoleuca (giant panda) is the source of this 342-nucleotide messenger RNA. RefSeq names its product 60S ribosomal protein L9-like. Bases 1 to 342 code for a protein of 113 amino acids. Gene Ontology annotation, biological process: cytoplasmic translation. The record is from RefSeq and is a predicted model, not a curated record. Gene Ontology annotation, cellular component: ribosome; cytosolic large ribosomal subunit. NCBI's taxonomy places the organism in Eukaryota, Metazoa, Chordata, Mammalia, Carnivora, Ursidae. Gene Ontology annotation, molecular function: structural constituent of ribosome; rRNA binding. The transcript has a single exon.